AUGCGCAGUUGCUGUCCACUUCAAAUGAUUAUGGGUACAUUAGAUCAUAGCUUAAAUCUUUAUCCUUCUUCCACCUCCACGCUCAUUUUCUAUACGGAUGUUGAUUGGGGUAGUAGAUUUUCGAAUACUCGCCGCUCUACAUCUGGCUACUGUGUGUUUCUUGGGGAUAAUUUAUUAUUGUCCUGGUCGGCUAAGCGCCAACCCGCUCUCUCCCGGUCCAGUGCUGAGGCUGAGUAUCGCGGGUUAGCUAAUGUGGUUUCUGAGUCUUGUUGGUUAUGUAGUCUUUUACUUGAGCUUCAUUGUCCUAUCAUCAAGGCUACUUUGGUCUAUUGUGAUAAUGUUAGUGUGAUUUAUUUGUCUGGGAAUCCUGUUUAA
Beta vulgaris subsp. vulgaris (sugar beet) is the source of this 375-nucleotide messenger RNA. RefSeq lists its product as uncharacterized. The record is from RefSeq and is a predicted model, not a curated record. The transcript is spliced from 2 exons. The coding region runs from base 1 to 375 and encodes 124 amino acids. NCBI's taxonomy places the organism in Eukaryota, Viridiplantae, Streptophyta, Magnoliopsida, Caryophyllales, Amaranthaceae.